GUCAGUCUCCGAAGCAGCUGUUCAGGGGUUGGAAAUUCCAACAUGGCAGUGGCUGUGGUCAGUGCUUCCUGCGUUAACUUGGAAUGCUUUCAAAUCUCUGGCAGUCCCGCUUAACACCCGACGCCCGUUCCCCCGUCCAGCAUUGGCACACACGCGUUUAGGAUCGAUGCUACUUUAGCCCCCAGCGAGGUCGACCUGUCGCAAAAAAAAGAAGCACGACAUGAUCAGCAGCAGCAGCGUCUAUGGCCUAAAGAUGCAGUGGACCCAGGAGCACAGCCAGUGGGCCGAGCAGCACUUCGACAUCUCCUCCACCACACGCUCGCCGGCCCACAAGCCCGAGGCAUACCGGGCCGUGCCGGGCCACCUGCAGCGCGCCUCCACCUACCAGUACGCCUGGGCCAACGACGACAUCUCCGCCCUCACCGCCUCCAACCUGCUCAAGAAGUACGCCGAGAAGUACUCGGGCCUCCUGGAGAUGCCGCCCGGCGCCUACUCCGAGGCCUCCAUGAACGGCGGCGGCCGGGGCGGCAAGGGGGACCCCGAGACCUGGCAGGACGGCGUGUACCCCAUGAGCUGUCUCCCCGAGGGGGUGGUGGCCGUGCGGAAGGGCGGCGUGGCGACGGCGGCGUCGGAGGUGGGCUCCGGGAUGUGCAGCUCCCCCGGCCUGGCCUCCAGCACCCUGAGCGAGCCCAGCUAUUCCAGCAGCAGCUGCGGGAGCCACGAGUACGGCCCCGGGGUGGGCUACACCGGGGCCUACCUGCACGGGGGCUAUGGCUCCCAGGCGGCGGCGGGCCAGGCGCCGACCCUGUCCUCGCCGCUGCACAGCUCGGGGCUGCUGCAGCCCCCGCCGCCGCCCCCGCCUCCGCCGCCCUCCUCCCACCCCGCCCUGGUGCCGGCGUACAACGGCGGCUCCCCCAGCCUGUCGGGGUAUAACUACCCCCCCGCGGGGUACCCGGCCCAGGGCUCGCUGGGGCCGGGCUACAGCCCCGGGGGGGCUCCCCCGCCGCCGCCGUCCUCCUACCUCCCCUCGGGCAUCGCGGCGCCCACCCCGCUGCCCCCGUCCUCCACGCUACCCGGGUACCCGUACCAGAGCCACAACCUGACCCCCAUCACGCCCACCCCGCUGGGGAGCGGCGGCGGCGGCGGCUCGGCCAACUCCCUGAAGAGGAAGGCCUUCUACAUGGCGAGCCAGGAGCAGAUCAACGCCUCCUACGGCGGCGGCGGCUUCGGCUACGGCCAGACGCGCGGCGCGGCCGAGAACGCCGUGUACCGGGUGGCCGACAACUCGGGCUCUAACGGCUUCGAGAGGAGCGGCGGCGACAAGUCCUCAUCGUCCCUGCUCUUCGGCUCCCAGAAGCAGUCGUCCAUGGCGUCCGAGCAGCAGAGGAAGUACGGCGGCCAGGCGACCGGCGGCGGGGCCCUCACGCCCCCGGCCUACGCCUCCCGCGCGGCAGACACCCUCGGCGGCUUCGCCUCCUCCGAGCAGGGCGCCGCCGUCGACGACCACCGCCUCCACCUGUCCCACCCGACCCCGGGGCCCGCCUCCUCCUCCUCCUCCUCCUCCUCCUCGCGCUCGGCCGAGGAGCAGCUGAAGAGCAGCGACCCGCACCUCCUGGACAUGGUGACCUCGGAGAUCCUGCAGCAGGGCCCCCCGGUGGACUGGAGCGACAUCGCGGGCCUGGAGGCGGCCAAGGCGGGCCUGAAGGAGGAGGUGCUGUGGCCCAUGCUGCGGCCGGACAUGUUCAGCGGGCUGGGCGCCGCGCCCCGCUGCGUGCUGCUCUUCGGCUCCCGAGGCAGCGGCAGGACGUUGCUGGGCCGCUGCCUGGCCAGCCAGCUGGGGGCGCCCUUCCUGCUGCUCAGCGGCUCCACGCUGGCCACCAAGUGGCUGGCGGAGGGCGACAAGAUCCUGCAGGCGUCCUUCCUGGUGGCGCGCUGCCGGCAGCCCUCGGUGCUGUUCAUCAGCGAGGUGGACGUGCUGCUGUCGGCGCACCUCGCCGAGGAGAGCCCCGUGCACCGGCUGAAGGCCGAGCUGCUGGCCCAGCUGGACUCGCUGCUGCUCUGCCCCGGCGAGGACGGCGCCAACCAGGUGCUGGUGGUGUGCUCCACCAGCCGACCGCAGGACAUGGACGAGGGCUUGCCCCGCUACUUUGGCCGGAGGAUCCUGGUGCCGCUGCCGGACGGCGCCGCGCGCCACCAGAUCGUCAACCAGCUCCUGGCCCAGUCGCAGCACAAGUACUGUCUGAGCGAGGAGGACCAGGCGCUGCUGGUGCAGCGCACCGAGGGCUUCUCGGGCCUGGACGUGGCCCGGCUGUGCCAGGAGGCCCUGGUGGGCCUGCUGCAUGCCUCGGCCCAGGGCAUGGACAUGAGUGGCAUGAUGCCCCGGGGCCAGAUCAGGCCCCUCACCUACCAGGACUUUGACGGCGUCUUUUGUAAGUUCCAGGCGAGCAUAUCGCAGAAGGAGAUUGACACGUACACUGAAUGGAACAAAAUGAUUGGCUGUAGCCAGUGAGAAUAGAGCGAGGCGAACCCCUUGAGAU
Gadus morhua (Atlantic cod) is the source of this 2537-nucleotide messenger RNA. RefSeq names its product fidgetin-like. Gene Ontology annotation, molecular function: microtubule severing ATPase activity; ATP hydrolysis activity; ATP binding. The record is from RefSeq and is a predicted model, not a curated record. Bases 221 to 2509 code for a protein of 762 amino acids. Lineage: Eukaryota; Metazoa; Chordata; Actinopteri; Gadiformes; Gadidae. The transcript has 3 exons.